Molecule: messenger RNA, 858 nt
Organism: Ilyonectria robusta
Lineage: Eukaryota; Fungi; Ascomycota; Sordariomycetes; Hypocreales; Nectriaceae
Exons: 2
Coding region: 1-858 (285 amino acids)
Source: RefSeq, a predicted model, not a curated record
AUGGCCACCGAAACUAUCACCAAGUCCGAAAUGGCCACAACCGCUGCCACCUGGUUCCCCCUUCCAGAGGGCAACCCGACGGUGAGGCGCGUCAAACAUAAUGAGGUAGAUGCCAAGGAAAUCGUCCGGAUCAUUCACGAAGACGGAGCCGUCGUCAUCGAGGGUCUGCUCACGCCCGACCAGGUGGCCCGCUACAACGCCGAGAUCGCGCCCGCUCUGGGGGAGAUGCAUCCUGGCUCCUUCAAGACAUUCCGCGAGGAGAUCAUCGAUAGUGACACCAUCCACGCCGUCUGCGAUGAGCUCUUCCGCAAUACUGGCAACUAUUGGCUCUCAACCUCGCAGGUAAUGUCCAUCGGGCCGGGCAGCCCGCGCCAGCCGCUUCAUCGCGACCAGAACAAUUGGUUUCCGGCUCAGGCGAUGGGCCCCGGAGCGCCCGAGAGUGCCAUCGCCUUCCUGCUGGCCCAGGAUGACACAACCGAAGAGAACGGUGCGACACUUGCUAUUCCCAAAAGCAACCUUUGGCCCUUCAACCUCGAAGAUGGGAAACUCGGCAGCUACGAGCAGUGCUCCAUCGUCGAGCUCAAGGCCGGCGACGCUCUCGCCAUCGGCGGCAAGAUCGUCCACGGCGGCGGUGCCAACCGGACAAAGGACUUCUGGCGGAAGGUAACCACCAUCAUGUUCUGCAAUAGCGCUUUUGCCCAGGAAGAGGCCUUCCAGAUUUUCCUCGACAGGGAGCUGGUCAAGCAGCUGCCGGAGCGGGUCAAGAAGGUGCUGGGAUUCAGGACCCUCUAUCCCAUGAACUCUCCGGGUCUCAACACGUUGAACAAUGACGAAAUUUCGACGUUCCUUGGAUGGUGA